This is a messenger RNA of Seminavis robusta, 5572 nucleotides long. The record is from the annotation of a GenBank genome assembly. NCBI's taxonomy places the organism in Eukaryota, Bacillariophyta, Bacillariophyceae, Naviculales, Naviculaceae.
GAAGGUUACUUACAUUCUGGCGAGUCUUUGCAAUUGCUUCCACUAUUCGUUUUCCAUAAUGUUUCAAAGACAAAACUGCGGGUGUGUGUCGCAACAUCGUUCUAUCUCAGCUUUGCAACUGGCUGUUGCUGUGUCAAGCUACCGUAGUUAGAAGGGAGAUUAGCUUGAUUUUGCUGCCAAUUAGGAGCCUCUCUCCUUGAUACCCACCGUGCCAAUGGACUACUCCUUUUCGGAUUCCUACGAAUACGUCGGCGACACGACGACAAGCUCUGAAGGGCACUACAGCCAGAGUCCAAGUGAAAGUCUGAGUAGCAGUGCUAGACCAAACUCGACGCCGGUGAGCAGAAGCGGAAACAGCAGUCGCGGUGCAAGUGCUCGUGAGAGUGGUCGCAGCAGCUACGGUAGUGGUGGUGGUGCGAGUGUCGAUAGCAGCGUCAGGGCCACCGAUGGACAAGGCCGGGUGGGCAGCAGAGCCAGCAGUAGAAGCAGUAGAAGCAGUCAAAAACGUCAGGAAACAAGAGCAGCAUCAGCCCCUACCAUUGGACUUGUACUUCCCAUCAAGCCAAACAAGGAAAACCGGAAUACGAUUGGUCGAAGCAGUCACGAUCCUAUUAUCAUGACCUCCCAGCCAUCAUCGGAGCUACCGGUACUGGCUGCUCCUGAAGUGGAUUACACUGGUCUGACCAUGCAGUCUGUCAACUCAACACCUCUCUUUGAAGCCAUUCGUACCCGUGAAUGGCGUCUUUGUUUCACGUUUCUGAGAAACGACUACUCUUACGAUGGAUCCAUGCUACCUCCCCAGGACCAGGUACGAGCAUGGGUGAGCAUGUACCGUUCCGAUGGAGUACUAUUGUACACUCGGCUUCCCAUUCACGAGGCACUAUCUCGUGGGGCUCCCGCAGAUUUGAUCCACAUACUGCUGCAACAGCAUCCAUUGAGCGUCGAAAUUCAGGAUUCCAACGGGAAUUUGCCGCUCCAUCUGGCAAUGGCUAACAAUGCGGAAAGGCUCGUCAUUGAAUUGAUUAUUCAAGAAUACCCGUUGGCCAUGGAAGUGACCAAUGGACAGGGGAAGCUACCUUCGGAAUGUGGCAGACUAAGCAGAGACGCGAACGACUCUUCUCCUUUGAGGGGUGAGGUUCUGAAGAAGUAUGUGGAUAGUGCCAAGGAGGUAGCCUCACAACAAGUUCCCAAGCUCAAGGACAAGCUGUUUGAAGUCAACAGAACCAUUGAAGCUGCCAAGUCAGAAUUACGAGUGGCCAAGAUGGAGCUGGGGAUGAUUAAACAACAGGAGAAGAUGCGCUUGCAAAACAAGGAGAAGGAAGAGAAUCGAAUGAAGGAGGAGGUACUGCGGUUGCGAUCUGAAUUGCAAAGCUUGAGAAACGAGCAAGAGCUGCUCUCGGCGGAAAAGCAACUAUGGGCUGAAAAGGCACUGUUUCAACAGGAUCACCAAGAACAACAAGGUCAACAACCUCAACCCCAACCGCAGCAGCAGCAACAACAACACCAAAUCAUUGUACUAAGCGACUCAGAUAGCGACGACACCCAUUGGAUUGCCACGGAGUUUAGUGAAAUGGUUUCGGAGCUCGAACAGACGACCCGCACAGUGCACCAAAGGCAACCAUCGAAAAGGUAUGAUCGAAGUGCGGAACACUACAAGAAAUCACAAAUGGUAUCGAAGACUUCGAGAGGCGGCAUCACAACUUCGUUGUUUCGUCCAAAGUUGGAUACAAUGAAACUGUCAAGGGAAUUCCGCGAACUCCAAGAAAGCGUCACCGAAUCCACCGAUUUGUCGCAAGACUUGAAGGACCCGCAGCUGAGUGUUGAGGACACGGAAACUUCUAGAGCCAGCAAUGACGAUGAUGACUAUCUAACUAUUCGACUCAUCCGCGAGCAGCUGGAACGGAGCCGCAAGAAGCUUGACAGCCGCUCCAACAGCGAAGACAAGGAAGAUGAGUCCUCGCGCCGAUCGGGAAGUAGCCAUUUGGUGGAGGGUGCGCACAGUCGAGAAAAGGACGAACGCUUUCUUUCACUCGACGAGAGGCUCCGCGGUGUUGUUGAUAAUUACGUUUCCGUGAAUGAGAGACUCAAGAACGUCAUCAAUGAACCUGACAACAAGCCAGAGACGCAAGAGAGCCCUCCCCGUGAGGUUACCGAUAAGAGUCCUCCCACUCAUGGUCCUCGUGCCCCCAGUGAUAGCGCCCCGGAACAAAGAGAGGACCCAUUCAUCGGCCUUGCGAACAUUCGUAAUGAUCUCGAUGGAGACGCCUCGAGAGAUAGCGGACGCAACAAGGAGGCUUCGCUGGACAUCCUCCCACGGUCUACACAUAAAAGCCCGGUAGGUAGAGAUGAUGACGUCCCUUCCCUUACCCGGAGUAAUUCCGACGGCCGGAACAGUCAGUCAUCGAGACGAAGCGGCAGAGAUGCUCUGGAGGGGAUAUCCAAAGUCGCGAGCGAUAGCAGCGAAACUAGUUUGAGAGAGGGAAACAGAAAAAGCCCUCUCCGCAGAACUCGAAGCAGCAGCAGCAGCCCUCACAGCAGAGAAGAAGGAAGCAGAGACAAGAAAUUGCAUGGCGUUGAAAGGAGCUCCGCCGAUGUAUGCGGACGCAUUUCUAGAGAAGGAUCACCGAAGGGCGACGAAAACAGACCAAGAACACUUGAUAUUGAGUCAACCGUUCUCACAGAGGACGAUUUGCGCAGUAUCAAUCGCAAUUAUCAAUCUAUAGGAGCCACAAGAAGUCAAGAGAGGCCGAACAGUACUAUGAUCGUCGAGCGUCCUGGUUCCAUACUAGAAGAGAGGUCGACCAGUGUCGUCGUUGAGCAUCCCUCAGACGAUAGGCCCAGCAGCGUCGUCGUCGUUGAGAACCGCAGACCCAGCAGUGUCGCCGUUGUGGAAGAUCCAAGUUCUAACCGAGAGGAGAGGCCCACAAGCGUCGUCGCGGGAAGCCAAGGAUCGUUUCACAGCAGAGGCUCCUCGAGCACACAAAAAAGAGGCCACGCAAGUGGCUCGCCGAUCGACAUUCUACGAAGCAAGUCAUCAAGCAACUCUAAACUUGAGAAAAAACUCACCAUGCUCUCGGAGAACACAAACCCAACAACGGCUCGUUGGAACUGCAAUAGCAUGGCGGAUGACUUGACCUGCCAGGAUGACGAGGAAGAAGGGAGUAAGGAAGAAGUGACGGGUGUCAUCAUGAAUAAAGGUACUCUGCUAGCAUCAAUUCGAUCCGUUCUGUUGGCAUCAGAUGGUACCACAAGCUCUGUUCAGCAGGAAGGCUCACCCCCUGUUGAUGACAUCGUGAGCGUCACCGAUGUAUCCGAGGCUUUGGAUAGACACUACGAAGAGCAACGCCACGAAGGAGACGAGGAGGAGGAGGGCGUCGUCGUGAACAAGAAUGCUUUGAUAGCUUCCAUAAGACAGGUAUUGUUGGCUUCAGAUGCUGCUUCUGACUCUGGCAAACCGGAAACGGCCAUCGACAGGAGUGACCCCGCCGUUGCCGAAAGAUCCUACGCCUUCAAGACAUGUGAGGAUGAUGAUGCACUUUCGCCUUUGAACAAAAGCGUACUACUAGCGUCAGCUCGAGAUAUCCUAUUGGCUGCGGAAGGCAGCACGAAGAAGGAAAACCCGUCUACCGGGAUCAACAGGAACAACACAGACGUGAGCGAUAAAUCCACAGUCUUGUGGAAGAGCUAUGGGCCCAAGGUCGAAGCAAACAAGGAAGUGGCACUCUUAGAAAAAAGAGAGCUACUAGCUUCGGCUCGAGAGAUCUUAUUGGCCUCGGAAGAAGCUUCUGUUUCCAAAGACGACGAAGAGGAUGCCCGCAUACUAUAUAAACGGGCGCGGUCACCUCAAGACUCAGUCUCUGUCCAACAUCAGCUCUCCAGGGUUAGUGCAUUAUCCACACACCUGUUGGCAUCGGAAGACGAAAGAGACGAAGCAAUUGUCGACGACCGGAAUGACACAAGUGUUGGUGACAGAUCCGUUGCGUCGCGGAGAGGGCAUGUGUCGUUUGCCGACGAAACGACGAUAUACGAGGAGGCAAGGGAGGGAUUCUCAUCGCAAUUCAGCAAGUUUGACGACGUUGUAGACAAAGCCAUGUCAAGAAUCAGUCUGAAGACGAACAAUGGAAGCAGUAGAAACAGGAGUCACCGUCGUGGCCACAGCCGAGGACGAGGCAAUCCCCGCGGAAUCGUGCAGCCGAUGACGGCGCAGGCAAUGAGGCACAUCUAUGUCACGGGCGAGGACAGGGUUGAAAUCCUCAGUUCAGAGCCCAAGUAUACCUACAGACCGGGAAAGUCGUCAUCCUCGGUUGCACACUCGGAGGGGGCAGUUGCAUUGGGAGGAGAGUUGUACCCAUCUGGUUCUGACGGGUAUACCUCCGAGCUCUAGCUCUCUCCCCAGUUCUGGCGCAGCGCUCCUUGUUUCGAUUGCAUCUUCCAAGCAUGGAAACGAAUAAUUCAAUUGUAUGCCCGAGUGGCAAGCGUAACAGAAAGACAGCUAACGUUGCAUAACAUUGUAUACAUCUCGAACGCUGUCUUAGAUUCGAUUGCUUCUGACUUCCACUUUCACGACGCAACGCUACCUGGUAUCCAGAGUGCGGGCUGGAUGAGGUUGCAAAGCAACUGGAUGACGGACUCGACUCUUGAAAGCUCUCUUGAGCAACCCGAUUUAAUGGAAUCAGAAUGACGACGAAGGCUUGGACACCAAACAAAGCCCGACCCGAAUCAUACGGUAUGAUGGGGAUCUGGCAAGAGGCAAGAGGCAAGAGUAGCUCAAGAGUGCAAGCUAUGGAUUCCAAUCGCAGUUCGCUUUCGUUGGCGGAACGUGUUGGAGUGGCGGUUCGGAAGUGCAAAACUGCGUCGCCAAGGACUUCCCGUCGCUCCACAAUCGCCGCAGCCUAAUAAACUGUCCUUGUACGUGGUUGCCACAGCUUGCUGGUUGACGUUCUGGCCUCAUCGAUCAUAGAGUUUCCGUUCUAGUUCCAGUUGUAUCUUGGGGCUCUUAUUAGUGUAGCCGUGUGGGCUCAGAUACUAGGCAUGAUCGCAACUCCAUCAUGACCAUGAGAACAGAAUACGGGCCUGCAUCGAGUCCACCUGUACGGAACUCCUUGGCUUGAAUCCGAAGCUCAGUUGAUGAGCUGGCGGGAUUUCUUCACCAUAGUCAUACCGGUAUGCUCAUGGUGGAUGGUUUGGGCGUUGGGCAGCCGAAGCACAAAUCCGAUCUCCUCAGAGCGGUACGUCCUAAUACCUUGUUCAACGUUCAACAUGGCAGCAUGAGCGUACUACGGUAGGCAUUCUCCGCCGCAAGGGCCUUUGUGCCCUUCUGCCCCCAAGCUAUUCAAGGAUGUCCCGGUUCGAAACCAAAACCCGAAUAGUUACCGAAGCGACUAACCGGACCCCCUUAGGGGGAGACAUACAAACCAAACCAAACCAAAAAUUUCCGGACCCCUGGCAGCCGAAAAGGGGUGAAAGGCAGUGAUAUGAUUGGUUAGUCAAGCUAAUACGUCAGGAAGUAUGUCGCAAAAGAUUCAAAUAUACUUAACGUACCAUUUAUAGUUAUUACGGAUACAAUGUGCUA